Aspergillus puulaauensis is the source of this 1233-nucleotide messenger RNA. RefSeq names its product C-3 sterol dehydrogenase/C-4 decarboxylase. Gene Ontology annotation, biological process: steroid biosynthetic process. The coding region runs from base 1 to 1233 and encodes 410 amino acids. The record is from RefSeq and is a predicted model, not a curated record. Gene Ontology annotation, molecular function: 3-beta-hydroxy-Delta5-steroid dehydrogenase (NAD+) activity. The transcript is spliced from 2 exons. Lineage: Eukaryota; Fungi; Ascomycota; Eurotiomycetes; Eurotiales; Aspergillaceae.
AUGUCUGUCAAGAGACCCACCAUGGACCUGGGUUCCGUCCUGGUAGUUGGAGGAUGCGGCUUUCUAGGAUCUCACAUUGUUGAUCAGUUGCUGAACUUUCCUUCCGAGACCGAUCCCAGCGCUGCCCUUCCGAAGCCCGAGGGAGAUAGCCGAUUUGACUAUCCCAAGCUUGGAGAUCGCUACCCGCGAUGCAUUGCCAAAGUCUCCGUGGCUGACCUGAAAACUACGAACAACCGAUUGCCUGGCGCACAAUACUACGAAGCCGACCUAACUUCGACCGAAUCGAUGCUGGAGGUCUUCCGCGCGACCAAGCCUGAUGUGGUUAUUCAUACGGCGAGUGCGAUGUUGACAGACAAGAAAUUACUCCACAAACUUAACGUCGAGGGAACAAAGAACUUGCUAGAGGUUGCGGGUGGUGCCCGUGGAGACUGGGGUGGAAAGUGCAAGGCAUUCGUGUACACGAGCUCAGCCUCUGUUAUCCAUGACACACAGAGUGACCUGAAACAUGUGAACGAGGACUGGCCCCUGGUCAGAGGAAAGCUGCAGCAGGAGUACUACUCGGAUACAAAGGCCGAAGCUGAAGAGGCUGUCCUUAAAUACAACCGCUCAUCGCCCUCCUCGAUGUUGACCUGCGCGCUUCGUCCUUCCGGUAUCUACGGUGAAAAGGAUGGCCAGGUCAUUCUCAAUAUGCUCAACCAUGGUGUGAAUGCAUCCUCGAUGGUCCUCAAGAUGCAGCUAGGUGAAAACGACAACCUGUUCGACUUCACAUACGUCGGAAAUGUAGCAUACUCCCACCUGUUGGCUGCUUUCCGCCUUGGCGCAAUCCACAAACGCGUCGACUCCGGUCAAGGCGACCUCCUAGACUACGAGCGCGUGGACGGCGAGGCCUUCCUCAUCACCAACGACCAACCCAUCUACUUCUGGGACUUCACCCACUACAUCUGGGCUUUAGCCGGCAAAGUCGUCGAACCAAACCAGGUGUGGGCGCUUCCCGAGUCCCUUCUCGGUCCCAUCGGCGCGCUCGCAGAAACGGUCUUGGGCCUUCUCGGCAAGACACCGAAGUUGACAAGGCGGGCUGUCCGGUACUCGUGCAUGACGCGGUACUACUCUUGCAACAAAGCUAAGCAAAGACUCGGAUAUUCUCCUAUUGUCCCUCUUGACGAGGGUGUUGCCCGUGCUGUCGGAUACUUCUUGGAACGCUGGCGACUAGACGGCGAGAAGAAAGGGCUGUGA